Messenger RNA from Anarrhichthys ocellatus (wolf-eel), 4524 nucleotides. It is a transcript of the gene vmn2r1, whose product is annotated as vomeronasal 2, receptor 1. Bases 1651 to 4506 code for a protein of 951 amino acids. Gene Ontology annotation, biological process: G protein-coupled receptor signaling pathway. Gene Ontology annotation, molecular function: olfactory receptor activity; G protein-coupled receptor activity. The transcript is spliced from 14 exons. The record is from RefSeq and is a predicted model, not a curated record. Lineage: Eukaryota; Metazoa; Chordata; Actinopteri; Perciformes; Anarhichadidae. Gene Ontology annotation, cellular component: plasma membrane.
UGAUAGUUUGUCUUCCCACAGUUUGAGAGUAUUGAUUAUUUGGAGUAUAUAACGUAAAUAACAGCAAAAUACAGAAGACUGAAGAAAUCAAAAGCACUUUUAAGUAAAUUAAAGCUUUCUAGUUAAUGAUUGAUUCAAAGGAACUAUUUUUAAAUUAUAGAACAAUAUCCAAAUUUUGAUAUUGGAGAACUUGGUAAAGUAAGCAUUGCAGAGAUUCUUAAGUUUUCACAUGUUAUUAGACCUUUUCCUUAUGUUGUCGCUAUUUGAUUUCCAUUUUUACAUUCCACUUGAUUUAUGAUAUUUUUUUUCUGGAGGGGUGGAGACUGGAUGAUCUAAAUCCAUAGAGGUGAAAGUAAAUAUAGUUUGUGUUAACCUCACUCCCCGCUGCUUUAACUAUCCACACUUCAUCAUUUUGUCCCCCCCCCAAUUGGGUUGAAAUUAUUCCACAUGCUUCCGAUGCGGCCUUGUGCAUUAUAUGUACCAACUGUAAAUCACAGCCAGAAUACAGAAGUACAGUUUUCUUUAGGACUGGAAGCAACUUUAUCUAACUUUAUUAAUGUAGAAGUAGUUAUUCAAAAAGUAGAGUAAAAUGGGAAAGUGGAAGACCCUUUUUCCAUUUAAUCAUGUGCCUCUUUACAAAUGUCCUCCUGGAAGAGGCCUUUAAAAUAAUUACAUUUGCGGUUUUUGUGAAUUACCACACGUAAUUGAUUUCUUGCAGCACACAUCAGUAUCGGUCAGAUGUCUCUCACGUGCCUGAGAGAGAUCACAAGGGUACAAUCACACACACACACACACACACACACACACACACACACACACCCUGUAGGUCAUCUUUGAUCAUCAGCAACUACAUGAAAAUAUCCUCCUGUUGGAUUCCUGCUUUCUGUGCUUCAACUUCCCUUUCAAUCAAAUCCAUGUAAACAGCCAUAUUGUUGAGAGAAGUUUAGACUAGCUUAUUUGUGUGCUGUUACCCAGCAGAGGUCCCUCUGUGUGCCAGGGUUCAGGUGUGUGUUUCUCCCUGCUGACUGAGAGACAAGAGCAGACAAGUUCAGUCAUCCAUCAACACACAAUCAGACCCACACUCAGGGGACAACCCAUGGUUUUGGAACAGUAGCCAUGCUGUUAAGUUGCGUAAAGACUCUAAGUUACCACAUGCGGCUGCCAAUUAACAUGUGGCCUGUGGCAGUUUAUCCUCCACAGCUGACCCGAGUGCAGACUGAUAAACUGAUUUGUCUUAACAGGAUGGAAGAAAGAGGAAACAAAGAGAAAUGAAAUUAUGGGAUGUUUUUUUUUUUAGUUUAUUUGAAGUUUAAGUGUGUGUUUGUGCACGUUUUGUGGUCCAGGGUCCAGUUUGUGCGAAUGGAGGGAGAAAAAACAGAGUAAAACUUUUUUUAACCAAACAUCAUUUUAUACACCGUUAAUGAGAUCAUCAUUCUUUAAUAAUUACUAAAAUCAUCUAAAAUGAACUAAGUCCUUCUUGUCUAUGUUUCAAUGAAGAUUAAUAUGUCCUCAUCCAGUGCCCUCCUCCUCACUUUUGUUCUCAGGUUUCCCCGUGCAGCACAUCUCCCCUGAGAGCAGACAAGACACCUGUCACACUUUUCUGUCUGCCGCAGCGAGAGCUCUCUUGACUCCUUUCUGCGCCCGCAUAGCAUGGAAAUCGGUCGCUUGUUGCUUGGAUUAUGUGCCUUUUUGUACUUGUACAGAUCAUUUUCAGCAGAGUCCACAUGCAAGCUGAAGGCCAAGUUCAACCUGAGCGGCUACAAGGAUAUAGAGAAGAAGAAAGUUGUCGUUGGGGGGAUGUUUCCUGUUCACCAGCGUAUCGCUUCCAGUGAUCGCAACACGUCAAGGGUGCCGGUCUCCUCGGGGUGUGAGGGGUUUAACUUCCGUACCUUCCGCUGGACCCAGACCAUGCUGUUUGCCAUCAACGAAAUUAACGAGAAUCAGGACCUGCUGCCCAACACCGACCUGGGCUACGUCAUCUACGACUCCUGCUUCACCAUCUCCAAGGCGGUGGAGGGCACCCUCACCUACCUGACGGGCCAAGACGAGGCCGUGCCCAACUACCGCUGCGGGACUGGGGCUCCUCUGGCUGCUCUGGUGGGCGCUGGGGGCUCCGAUCUGUCCAUUGCCACGGCGAGGAUACUUGGGCUUUAUCACUUCCCACAGGUCAGCUAUUCUUCCACUUGCUCCGCCCUGGAAAGUAAGUUCCAGUUCCCCACCUUCCUCAGGACCAUUCCCAAUGACAAGCACCAGUCCACAGCUAUCGCCCAGCUGGUGCUGCACUUCGGCUGGACUUGGGUGGGCACCAUAGCUGCCAAUGAUGAUUACGGCAAGUAUGGCAUCAAAGCCUUCAAGGAGCAGGUUGAGGAAGCUGGUGUCUGCAUCUCCUUCUCUGAGAUCUUGCCCAAGGUGAGUUCACAAGAGGACAUCCAGCGUAUUGCUAAAACCAUAGUUGAGGCCACGUCCAAGAUCAUUGUGGUCUUCUCGUCAGACGUGGACCUUAGUCCUCUGAUCCUCGAGCUGCUCCGGCACAACGUGACCAACCGCACCUGGAUCGCCAGCGAGGCCUGGGUCACCUCCGCUCUCAUCAACCAGCCUGAGGUGAACUCGGUGCUCGGUGGUACUCUGGGCUUUGGGGUAAAAAGGGCUGACAUCCCGGGGCUUCGACGCCAUCUACUGGAUUUGGACCCCUAUUCUAACCAGCUCACAGAGGAAUUCUGGGAGAUCUUGUUUAACUGCACAUUGGACUAUGGCAAAGCAGUGUGGCAGGCCAAACAGAGGGCCAAGGAGGUCAACGGCAUGCUGUCCAGGGCAGUGAGGGGGGUUCCUGACGGGCUGUGUACGGGCGGCGAGUCUCUGGCACAGCUCAGUAACACCUACUCUGAUGUUUCCCAGUUACGAAUCACUUACAGUGUGUACAAAGCUGUGUACGCUGUGGCCCACGCCUUGCACAACCUGGAGCACUGUGAAGACGGACAGGGGCCAUUCAUCGGGAAAAGCUGUGCUGACAUCACCAACUUUGAGCCAUGGCAGCUGAUGUACUACCUGAAGAACGUACGCUUCAAAGUGCCGCACACGGACGAAGAGAUCUACUUUGAGGGCGGAGACGUGGAAGGCAGCUACGACAUCAUUAACUGGCAGGUCAACAGUCACGGGAAGAUAUCCUACGUCACUGUGGGAAGCUACAAUGGCUCAGCAGCUCCAGAGGACAGGAUGACCAUCACGAAUGACUCCAUUGUGUGGAACAAUGAAAUGUUGGAGCCUCCUCGGUCAGUGUGCAGUGAGAACUGCCAGCCGGGCACCAGGAAGGGAAUCCGACAGGGAGAGCCAGUGUGCUGCUUUGACUGUAUCCCGUGUGCUGAUGGAGAGAUCAGCAACUCAACUAAUGCUCGUGCAUGUAUCCUGUGCAGUUAUGACGAGUGGUCCAAUGAAGCUCAUGACAGCUGUGUACCAAAAAUCAUUGAGUUCCUAGCCUUUGGAGAGCCGCUGGGGAUCACUCUCAUCGUCAUCUCGGCCUUCGGAGCGCUAGUCACCAUUGGUGUCGGGGUGGUGUUUGUUGCGCACAUUGGCACCCCUCUGGUGAAAGCCAACGAUGCUCUGUUGAGUUUCUCGCUGCUCUUCUCGCUGGUGGUGACCUUCCUCUGCUCCAUCGUCUUCCUUGGAGAGCCUCAGCACUGGAGCUGCAUGACCAGUCAAGUAUCCCUGGCUCUGGGCUUUGCUCUCUGCCUUUCCUCUAUCAUGGGUAAGACAGCAGUGCUGAUGCUGAGAGCUCAGGCUCUGAAAGCGGCCCGGAUCAGAGCCAAAGCAGCUGCCAAAGCUGCAAAGUUGGCUGCAGCUGAAGCAGCAGCCAACGGUGGCAGUCCUGAUGUCAUCUUCACCAACACCUUUAUAAACAGUGACUCCAAUGCCUGUGCUAACCCUGAAAUUGACAGUCUCACCUGUGCCCACCAGAGGGCGAUAGCUGCUGUGGCAACUUUAAUACAGGCUAUAGCGUGCACAGUGUGGCUCAUCAUCCUCCCUCCACACCCCUUUGAAAACACCUCUGCCCAGAAUAUAAAGAUCAUUCUGGAGUGUGACGAAGGCUCUGUGGUCUUCAUCUGUUGUAUCUUCGCCUAUGACAUCCUGCUGGCUCUGCUGGCCUUGAUCUUUGCUUUCAUAGCCCGCAAACUGGAGGACCACUUCAGUGAGGCGAAGUGUGUGACCUUCGGCAUGCUCGUCUUCUUCAUCGUGUGGAUCUCCUUUGUCCCAGCGUACCUCAGCACACGCGGCAAGUUCAUGGUUGCCGUCCAGAUUUUUGCCAUCUUGGCUUCCAGCUUCGGCCUGCUGAGCUGCAUCUUCUUGCCUAAGUGUUACAUUCUUUUGGUCAAACCUGAGCGCAACAGAGAGGAGAUGAUGAUGCCCCGCGCAAAACCACGCGAUGGGACCUCAACCGGGACCUCGGCUUCAUUCGUAACAACUGCUACUGAGGUCAAUGCGACGAUUGCAUCCACUGCUAUUGAUGAUUAGUGGAGCUGCACUAAGAAC